UCCCCCACAGUGGGCCCCGUCAGCCCGAGGAUUCCUUCGUCGCUCAGCUUCGCGUCGGCCCGGCCCGGCCCGGCCCGGCCAGCGGGCAGAUGCCCCGAGCUGCCGCUGCCGACGCCGCCGAGUCGGCCGGUGGCGGUGUGGGAGGCGGGCGUCCGGCCCCGGGCCGCUGAGUGUGACGGACGGGGCCGGGGGCCGCCGGGCGCCGCGGCGUCUGCGGCUCCGCGCGGACCAUGUAUUUCCUGAGCGGCUGGCCCAAGAGGCUGCUGUGCCCUCUGGGCACCCCGGCCGAGGCGCCCUUCCACGUUCAGUCCGACCCCCAGAGGACUUUCUUCGCCGUGCUGGCUCCGGUCCGCCUCAGCAUCUGGUACAGCCGCCCUAGUGUGUUAAUUGUAACCUACAAGGAACCUGAAAAAUCAUCAUCUCAGUUUGGAUCCUACAAACAAGCUGAAUGGAGGCCAGAUAGUACCAUGAUAGCUGUGUCAACUGCAUAUGGCUACAUCUUGUUUUUUCAUAUUACAUCUACAAGAGGGGACAAGUACCUCUAUGAACCAGUGUAUCCCAAAGGAAGUCCACAGAUGAAGGGGACGCCCCAUUUUAAGGAAGAACAGUGUGCUCCAGCAUUAAAUUUAGAAAUGAGGAAAAUACUGGAUUUGCAAGCACCCAUCAUGAGUUUGCAAUCUGUGCUGGAAGAUCUCCUCGUUGCUACUUCUGAUGGACUGCUUCAUCUUAUUCACUGGGAAGGAAUGACAAACGGAAGGAAGGCUAUUAAUCUUUGCACAGUACCUUUUUCAGUAGAUCUGCAGUCAUCUAGAGCAGGUUCAUUCCUGGGUUUUGCAGAUGUGCACAUCAGAGACAUGGAAUACUGUGCCACACUUGAUGGGUUUGCUGUUGUGUUUAACGAUGGUAAAAUUGGAUUUAUUACACCAGUGUCAAGUAGAUUUACUGCAGAGCAGCUUCAUGGAGUUUGGCCACAAGAUGUUGUUGAUGGAACUUGUGUAGCAGUAAAUAACAAGUAUCGACUCAUGGCAUUUGGUUGUGCAAGUGGUUCUGUACAGGUUUAUACAAUAGAUAACACCACCGGAGCUAUGCUGCUGUCCCAUAAACUAGAGCUAACAGCAAAACAGUAUCCUGAUAUUUGGAACAAAACAGGAGCUGUUAAAUUAGUCAAAUGGUCCCCUGACAAUAGUGUUGUAAUAGUGACCUGGGAGAACGGAGGCCUUUCUUUGUGGAGUGUGUUUGGAGCCCAGCUGAUUUGUACACUUGGAGGAGAUUUUGCCUAUAGGUCUGAUGGUACCAAAAAAGAUCCCCUUAAGAUCAACUCUAUGAGCUGGGGUGCAGAAGGCUAUCACCUCUGGGUGGUCAGCGGCUUUGGUGCUCACAACACCGGAAUUGAAUCUGAUUCCAAGAGUAUAGUUAAACAGCCUGGCAUUCUGCUGUUUCAGUUUAUCAAGAGUGUACUCACUGUAAACCCCUGUAUGAGUAACCAGGAGCAAGUGCUGCUUCAGGGGGAGGAUCGAUUGUACUUGAACUGCGGCGAGGCCUCGCAAACGCAGAGUGCCAGGAGUUCCUCAGCACGCUCUGAGCGCAAGGCUGGUGGGGGCAGGAGCCCCUUUGCAGACAGCAGUUUGGAGUCUCAGGGUUUAAGCACUUUGCUUGGACAUCGGCAUUGGCAUGUGGUACAGAUUUCCAACACCUAUCUAGAGAGCAAUUGGCCUAUACGGUUUUCAGCUAUUGAUAAACUUGGACAGAAUAUUGCUGUGGUUGGCAAGUUUGGUUUUGCACAUUACUCUUUACUCACCAAAAAAUGGAAACUUUUUGGAAACAUUACCCAGGAGCAAAAUAUGAUUGUGACAGGUGGCUUAGCCUGGUGGAAUGAUUUUAUUGUCCUGGCAUGUUAUAACAUAAGUGACCGUCAAGAAGAGCUCAGAGUCUACCUGCGCACAUCAAACCUGGACAACGCCUUCGCCCACGUCACCAGAGCACAAGCGGAAACACUGCUGCUUAGUGUCUUCCGGGACGUGGUGGUAGUGUUCAGAGCAGACUGUUCCAUCUGCCUGUACAGCAUUGAAAGGAAGUCUGAUGGUCCGAGUACUACUGCCGGCGUUCAAGUUCUUCAAGAAGUGUCCAUGUCACGCUACAUUCCUCACCCUUUCCUGGUAGUUUCAGUCACUCUCACUUCCGUGAGCACAGAGAAUGGAAUCACCCUGAAGAUGCCACAGCAGGCUCGUGAUGCAGAGAGCAUCAUGCUGAAUCUCGCAGGACAGCUCAUCAUGAUGCAGAGGGACAGAUCCGGCCCUCAGAUCCGGGAGAAGGACAGUAACCCCAACCAGAGGAAACUCCUGCCAUUCUGCCCUCCUGUCGUCCUCGCCCAGUCUGUUGAGAAUGUCUGGACUACGUGUCGCGCAAAUAAACAGAAGCGUCACCUCCUGGAGGCCCUCUGGCUGAGCUGCGGAGGCGCAGGGAUGAAAGUGUGGCUCCCGCUCUUCCCCAGGGAUCACCGCAAGCCCCAUUCCUUCUUGUCCCAGCGGAUCAUGCUGCCUUUUCACAUCAAUAUCUACCCACUGGCUGUUCUGUUUGAAGACGCGUUAGUCCUCGGUGCUGUCAAUGACACUUUGCUCUAUGAUUCCUUGUACACUCGGAGCAGCGCUAGGGAGCAGCUGGAGGUGCUCUUCCCGUACUGUGUUGUGGAGAGAACCUCUCAGAUCUACCUCCACCACAUUCUGCGGCAGCUGCUGGUCAGGAACCUUGGGGAGCAGGCCUUGCUCUUAGCCCAGUCGUGCGCCGCUUUACCUUACUUCCCUCAUGUGCUGGAGCUCAUGCUCCACGAAGUGCUGGAAGAAGAAGCUACCUCACGGGAGCCCAUCCCCGACCCUCUGCUUCCCACUGUGGCCAAGUUCAUCACCGAAUUCCCCCUCUUCCUGCAGACAGUCGUUCAUUGUGCCAGGAAGACUGAAUACGCCCUGUGGAAUUACCUUUUCGCAGCUGUUGGAAACCCCAAGGACUUGUUUGAGGAAUGCCUGAUGGCUCAGGAUUUGGACACAGCUGCCUCUUACCUUAUUAUCUUACAGAAUAUGGAAGUCCCAGCGGUAAGUAGGCAGCAUGCCACCCUUCUGUUCAACACAGCCCUGGAACAAGGCAAAUGGGACCUAUGUCGACACAUGAUGCGAUUUCUUAAAGCCAUUGGCUCUGGAGACUCUGAGACCCCUCCAUCCACACCUACUGCUCAGGAACCCAGUUCAAGUGGCGGAUUUGAGUUCUUCAGAAAUCGAAGCAUCAGUUUAUCCCAGUCCGCUGAAAAUGUUCCUGCUAGUAAAUUCAGCUUACAGAAAACACUGAGUAUGCCGUCUGGUCCUUCUGGAAAAAGGUGGAGCAAGGACAGUGACUGCGCCGAGAACAUGUAUAUUGACAUGAUGCUCUGGAGACACGCUCGGCGUCUCUUGGAAGAAGUUCGGCUGAAGGACCUCGGCUGCUUUGCAGCCCAGCUGGGCUUCGAACUCAUUAGUUGGCUGUGCAAGGAGCGCACUCGGGCCGCACGGGUGGACAACUUCGUGCUGGCCCUGAAGAGACUUCACAGAGACUUCCUGUGGCCGCUUCCCAUCAUCCCAGCCUCUUCUCUCAGCUCCCCUUUCAAGAACGGAAAAUACCGAACAGUAGGAGAGCAGCUGUUAAAGUCCCAAUCGGCGGACCCUUUUUUAAGCCUUGAGAUGGACACGGGUAUCUCUCAUGUACAACGAAGUCAGAGCUGGCUUGGCAACAUCGGCCCCACCCCUCAUGAGAUGGACCCAGCCUCGUCCCAUGGACCACAGAUGCAAGACGCCUUCUUGUCACCUUUAUCUAAUAAAGGUGACGAAUGCAGUAUUGGUUCAGCCACAGACUUGACUGAAAGUAGCUCCGUGGUGGACGGAGACUGGACAAUGGUGGAUGAAAACUUCUCCACACUCAGUCUGACCCAGUCAGAGCUGGAGCACAUCUCCAUGGAGCUGGCGAGUAAGGGGCCUCACAAAUCCCAGGUCCAGCUUCGGUACUUGCUGCACAUCUUCAUGGAGGCAGGAUGUCUGGACUGGUGCGUUGUCAUAGGCCUGAUUCUUAGAGAGUCCUCAAUAAUCAACCAGAUCGUGGUUCUCAUCCAGUCUUCAGAGGUGGACGGAGAGAUGUUGCAGAACAUAAAGACGGGGCUGCACGCCGUAGACCGAUGGGCCUCUACAGACUGUCCUGGAUAUAAGCCAUUUUUAAACAUCAUUAAGCCGCAAGUGCAGAAGCUCAGCGAGCUCACGGAGGAGCAGGUCCAGCCCGAAGCCUUCCAGCCCGUCACCGUGGGCAAGACCCCCGAACACGCUGGUCCCCGUGCAGAGGAGAGCCGGGGCUCCUUGGGCCACGGAAGUGUCCCCCAGGGCGAGGUCGGAGGUGGCAGUCUGGUCAGCCGGAAGGAGGAGGACGCGACCCGAGCGGAGGAGGAGGAAUCUUUUCAGGACGGGACUUACGACUGUUCUGUGUCCUAACAACGGUG
This is a messenger RNA of Lontra canadensis (Northern American river otter), 4507 nucleotides long. RefSeq names its product RIC1 homolog, RAB6A GEF complex partner 1 (gene RIC1). Lineage: Eukaryota; Metazoa; Chordata; Mammalia; Carnivora; Mustelidae. Bases 231 to 4499 code for a protein of 1422 amino acids. Gene Ontology annotation, biological process: retrograde transport, endosome to Golgi; intracellular protein transport. The transcript is spliced from 26 exons. Gene Ontology annotation, cellular component: cytosol; Golgi membrane; Ric1-Rgp1 guanyl-nucleotide exchange factor complex. The record is from RefSeq and is a predicted model, not a curated record. Gene Ontology annotation, molecular function: protein binding.